Sinocyclocheilus anshuiensis is the source of this 1374-nucleotide messenger RNA. RefSeq names its product interferon-induced protein 44-like. Gene Ontology annotation, biological process: immune response. The transcript has 7 exons. The record is from RefSeq and is a predicted model, not a curated record. Lineage: Eukaryota; Metazoa; Chordata; Actinopteri; Cypriniformes; Cyprinidae. The coding region runs from base 154 to 1023 and encodes 289 amino acids.
AAGUGAAACUGAAAGUUAGACCUGCAUGUAUAAAUAUACCCUCUGACGAGAGCUGCCAUCACAUCACGCCUGCACAUACUUCAGGAACACAAGACAGUAAAUGUAGUUCUGUGAUUCUUAGCAUUACUCUGUUUACACGACACAAGAUUGCAAAUGGGAGGAAGUGGAUCAAAACCAACUGAAGAACUGGACAAACCAUGGAGGACAUUUGACUGGGGACAGAAGGAAGCACUGAAAAGACGUCUAGAAAAUUUUACUCUGAGUAAUCCAGAUGUGACAAACAUGAAGAUCCUGGUGGCUGGACAAAUUGGAGCAGGGAAGUCCAGCUUUAUUAACUCUGUCCUUAGUGCCUUUCAAGGAGAAAUAGUUAAUGAAGCAAUAGCUGAAGAUUUGGGAUCAGCUGACAGUCACAGUUUCACAAAAAGACUGAGAGCAUACCGCAUCAGAAGUGCACAUGCAGAUUUGCCUUUUGAAUUAUGUGACAUAAAAGGUUUAGAACCUGAAAAUAUAUCUGAGUGUCAAAUAGAUGACAUUGUCAACAGCAUAUAUGGCCAUGUGAAGGAGGGAUAUAAAUUCGAGGAGGAACCCCUCACUAGUGAUGAUGAACAUUACAAUCAAAACCCUUCACUGUCUGAUCAAGCAUUCUGCCUAGUUUACAUCAUAGAUGCAAGUACAGUCCAACUAGCUGCAGAAGAUAAGAUAAUUACAGAGAAAUUGAGGCUCAUUCGCCAAAAAAUCAGUGAUAAAGGGAUUCCUCAAGUGAUUGUCAUGUCUAAAGUGGAUGAGGCAAGUUAUCUGGUCAAAAAUGAUCUAAAGAUGCUCUACAGAAGCCAGAUCAUCAAAGAGAGGAUGGAGUUGUGCAGUUUCAAAGUGGGUGUUCCAGUGAGCCACAUCUUCCCAGUGAAGAACUAUCAUAAUGAGAUUGACACAAACAAUGAUGUUGAUGUUUUGAUUCUCAAGGCAUUUGAUCAGAUUUUGCGUUCUGCUGAUGCAAGACUGAGGCGUGGUGCUUCCAACAUAUGAGCUUUCAAGACAAAAAUCAACAAUAAUAGCACUUAAAGUUGAAUGAAUAUUAAAUGACCAAAAGUGUAUCAUCAUCUGAAUCAAGAGGUAACAUCCAUUCUCUGAAGGUCAUGUGAUUUAUAAGCAUAUACUUUUCACCUACUGUUUUUGUAAUGUUAUGUCAUAUUCAGACAUACUACUGAUGAAAUACAGAAAAGCGGUGUCAUAUUAUUCUGAUGCCAGAAUUUGAAAUGUUAUUGGGAUUUAUACACAAUAUUCCUUUUAUAUAUAUAUGUAUAUAUCAGCAAGCACUGCACGAAGAGACAUUACUGUAGUGUAAGUACCUUUGAAAUAAGGACACAAAUAGGCCGU